Messenger RNA from Naumovozyma dairenensis CBS 421, 1032 nucleotides. It is a transcript of the gene HIS2, whose product is annotated as histidinol-phosphatase. Gene Ontology annotation, molecular function: histidinol-phosphatase activity. Gene Ontology annotation, biological process: L-histidine biosynthetic process. The transcript has a single exon. NCBI's taxonomy places the organism in Eukaryota, Fungi, Ascomycota, Saccharomycetes, Saccharomycetales, Saccharomycetaceae. Gene Ontology annotation, cellular component: cytoplasm. The record is from RefSeq and is a predicted model, not a curated record. Bases 1 to 1032 code for a protein of 343 amino acids.
AUGCAUUCUCAUCAUUCUCAUUCCGGCGAUUAUGUUGCCCAUGGCGUAGACUGUCUAGAAUUAAUGGUUGAUCAUGUUAUAAAAGCCGAUUUUCACACAUAUUGUUUGACUGAGCAUAUGCCAAGAUUGGAAUAUAAAUUCCUGUACCCAGAAGAAAAGUUCAAUCCUGAGAAUGAUGAAGUAUCUUUAAAGGUCUUACAAGCUAAAUUCAAGAAUUUCCUGAGACAUGCACAAGAGAUUAAAAAUAGGCAUAUACCAGAUCGAACUAAGUUUAUAGUAGGAAUGGAGGUAGAAGCAUGUGAUAUUUCACAUAUUGAAUAUGCAAAAACCUUAAUGUUAGAACAUAAAUCUGUUUUGAAAUUUUGCGUUGGUUCGGUCCAUCAUAUUAAUGGCAUAGCAAUAGAUUUUGACCAAGAAAAUUGGAAUAGAGCCUUAAGCGUAGCAGGAAAUAAUCUUAAACGGUUGUUAAUCGAUUAUUUCAAUUUGCAAUAUUUACUCCUUGUAAACUUAAAGCCUUUGAUAGUGGGCCAUUUUGACUUAUUUAAACUACUUAUACCUAGGAACCUGAUCAUAGAUGAAGAAACCGGGACAGUUUUAAAAGGUCCAACAGAUGGAGGGGUACAUGCAUAUGGAUUUCCCUAUGUUACUAAAUGGGGAACUGUAAGGGAACUUAUCGUCAGGAAUUUAAAAUAUAUAAAAAGUUAUGGCGGUGCUGUUGAGAUAAAUACAUCAGCAUUGAGAAAGAACCUACCGGAACCGUAUCCUGGGAAAGAUGUAUGCGAACUAGUCAAAAAAUACUGUUCGGGAAGGUUUGUGUUAAGUGACGACGCACAUGCACUCUCUCAGAUCGGAGUUUGCUAUGAUGAAGCUCUCAAUUAUAUGACUGAGGAACUGAAGCUGCAACAAUUAUUUUAUCUGGCAGAAAAUGAUAAUGGAGAACUUCUAUUCGAGAGCACAACUAUCGAAGAUGUUAAAAAUGAUGCCUUCUGGAUCAAGAGAAAAGAGGGAAACUCUUCAUAUGCAAAGUGCUAG